AAGGGGAAGAACCAUUUACCAAUAACAGAACAACACGUUUUGAACUGCUAGUUCCUUUAAAAAUGGCUGCGAAAUGGUUUAGUGGUUACUUUAUCCAAGUAUAUUUUAUAUUUUUCAUCCUAUUAUUAUCACACACGAAGUUCAUAAAUGCUAAAGGAACCAGAUAUGUGACCUGUGGUUCAAUUGUCAAGUUAAUGAAUAUUGAUCAUAACGUACGACUGCAUUCACAUGAUAUAAAAUAUGGAGGAGGUAGUGGACAACAAUCUGUAACAGGCACGGAAGUUAAAGAUGAUGGAAAUUCUUAUUGGCUAGUUAAGGCUGAAACUGGAAAUCACUGUAUACGAGGGAAGCCAUUGAAAUGUGGAGAUAUAAUUCGGUUAGAACAUGUUUCAACUAAAAAAAACUUGCAUUCACAUCAUGUAAGAUCUCCACUAAGCGGAAAACAGGAAGUUUCUGCAUAUGGAAAUAAAGGAGAAGGUGAUAGUGGUGAUCACUGGCUUGUAGUUUGUGAAAAUGAAUUCUGGGAAAGGAAUGAACCUGUGAUGUUAAAACACAUUGACACUGAUGCGUAUUUGGCGGUAAGUGGUAGAACUUACAGCACUCCAAUCAGUGGUCAAAUUGAAGUUGUAGGAGAUUAUUCCGUAUCAGGCAGCCAUGUGCAAUGGCAAUCAGUUGAAGGUCUCUUCAUUCAUCCCAGUGACUUCAAAAGUCAACAUCAUGAACACACAGAAUUGUAAGAUCAAGGAUCUUUUGGUGCAAAGUAACUAGGGUUUAGAAAUACUCUAUACCUAAAAUACCAAAUUAUGAUUUAUGAUUUACAUAUGUUGUAAUUAAGCUAUGCAAAAAGUACAACAUGAUUAGCCACUGAGCAUAUUCUUUAUUUACCCAGAAUGCUCUUAUAAAAAUGUUUUUGUGGAACAUAUUAACAAAUUUGUUUUAUUUAUUCAUUAAAUGAAAUUUAAAAAGAAUCUUUUACUUUAUAUUCAUAAUGACUUGUAAUUGUGAGUUGUGUUCAAGUUUGCAUCUAUUUACAAACUUGCUAAAAUAGAAAUCUUCAAUAAAGCUUGCACUUUCAGCCAAUGAAGCUGCAGUAAACUAAUA
Molecule: messenger RNA, 1101 nt
Organism: Cephus cinctus (wheat stem sawfly)
Lineage: Eukaryota; Metazoa; Arthropoda; Insecta; Hymenoptera; Cephidae
Product: stromal cell-derived factor 2
Exons: 4
Coding region: 63-737 (224 amino acids)
Source: RefSeq, a predicted model, not a curated record